Molecule: messenger RNA, 6084 nt
Organism: Callithrix jacchus (white-tufted-ear marmoset)
Lineage: Eukaryota; Metazoa; Chordata; Mammalia; Primates; Cebidae
Gene: MAPK8
Product: mitogen-activated protein kinase 8
Biological process (GO): protein phosphorylation
Molecular function (GO): ATP binding; MAP kinase activity
Source: RefSeq, a predicted model, not a curated record
CCUGCGCGAUGACGUAGGCGGGCGUGCGCGGUGACGGCCCGCGUCCCUGUUAGUCAGCGGAGCCGCUGAGGCCGGACGACGCGGCUCGGAAAGCUGAGCCGCGAGCUGCGCCGGGUAGCGGCCGCGGCGACCGCCCGGACGGCCCCUGUCUCCGCUGGCGGGCUUCCCUGUCGCCUUUCGCUGCGCUGCCGGUCUUGCAGCCUUACAGUCAUUUGUAAUGGUUACCUCAGAUUCCCCUGCUGUGGUUAACGUUAAACCUAGGAGGUCAGAUGCUCUAAGUGAACAUGUUUAGUGCUGUGCCUGACAAAAGCAAGCAAUCAAAAUGGGACUUCCUUGAGGGCAGGCCUGUCUUGCAUCUCUUUCUCCACCACCUAGCCUGGAAUAUACUUCUUGGUGAAUUUUUGGAUGAAGCCAUUAAAUUAAUUACUUGCCAUCAUGAGCAGAAGCAAGCGUGACAACAAUUUUUAUAGUGUAGAGAUUGGAGAUUCUACAUUUACAGUCCUGAAACGAUAUCAGAAUUUAAAACCUAUAGGCUCAGGAGCUCAAGGAAUAGUAUGUGCAGCUUAUGAUGCCAUUCUUGAAAGAAAUGUUGCAAUCAAGAAGCUAAGCCGACCAUUUCAGAAUCAAACUCAUGCCAAGCGGGCCUACAGAGAGCUAGUUCUUAUGAAAUGUGUUAAUCACAAAAAUAUAAUUGGCCUUUUGAAUGUUUUCACACCACAGAAAUCCCUAGAAGAAUUUCAAGAUGUUUACAUAGUCAUGGAGCUCAUGGAUGCAAAUCUUUGCCAAGUAAUUCAGAUGGAGCUAGAUCAUGAAAGAAUGUCCUACCUUCUCUAUCAGAUGCUGUGUGGAAUCAAGCACCUUCACUCCGCUGGAAUUAUUCAUCGGGACUUAAAGCCUAGUAAUAUAGUAGUAAAAUCUGACUGCACUUUGAAGAUUCUUGACUUUGGUCUGGCCAGGACUGCAGGAACAAGUUUUAUGAUGACGCCUUACGUAGUGACUCGCUACUACAGAGCACCUGAGGUCAUCCUUGGCAUGGGCUACAAGGAAAACGUUGACAUUUGGUCAGUUGGGUGCAUCAUGGGAGAAAUGAUCAAAGGUGGUGUUUUGUUCCCAGGUACAGAUCAUAUUGAUCAAUGGAAUAAAGUUAUUGAGCAGCUUGGAACACCAUGUCCUGAAUUCAUGAAGAAACUGCAACCAACAGUCAGGACUUACGUUGAAAACAGACCUAAAUAUGCUGGAUAUAGCUUCGAGAAACUCUUCCCCGAUGUACUUUUCCCAGCUGACUCAGAACACAACAAACUUAAAGCCAGUCAGGCAAGGGAUUUGUUAUCCAAAAUGCUGGUAAUAGAUGCAUCUAAAAGGAUCUCUGUAGAUGAGGCUCUCCAGCACCCGUACAUCAAUGUCUGGUAUGAUCCUUCUGAAGCAGAAGCUCCACCACCAAAGAUACCUGACAAGCAAUUAGAUGAAAGGGAACACACAAUAGAAGAGUGGAAAGAAUUGAUAUAUAAGGAAGUUAUGGACUUGGAGGAGAGAACCAAGAAUGGAGUUAUACGGGGGCAGCCCUCUCCUUUAGCACAGGUGCAGCAGUGAUCAAUGGCUCUCAGCAUCCAUCGUCAUCAUCGUCUGUCAAUGAUAUGUCUUCAAUGUCAACAGAUCCGACUUUGGCCUCGGAUACAGACAGCAGUCUAGAAGCAUCAGCGGGGCCUCUGGGCUGCUGUAGAUGACUACUUGGGCCUUGGGGGGGUGGGAGGGACAGGGAGUUGGUUAGUCCAUUGAUAGAACUACUUUGAAAACAAUUCAGUGGUCUUAUUUUUGAGUGAUUUUUCAAAAAAUGUAGAAUUCAUUUUGUAGUAAAGUAGUUUAUUUUUUUUAAUUUCAAGUGAUGUAAUUUAAAACCUAAGUUGUGUUUCAAAACAGCAACAAAACUGUAUUGUAUUUUUUGCUGUAAUUAACUGUAUAAUGUAAACCUAAUUAUUUUAUCAUGGUUUAAAUUUUUUGCAUAUUUGCUUUAUCUUAUGCUGCUGAUUUUUUUAACUGAAUUUGUAAGAUUUUGUUUAUCAAAGCAACUAUUAUGUGGUGACUUGCCUAUAUCAUGAAUUAUUUAAGAUUUUUAUAGUUUUUUUAUUAGAUUUUAUUUCAGAUGUUUUGUUCAUGAUACUAUCCUUCAGGGUUAUAUGAUUAUCAAUGAAAUAACCCCAGAGGACUGAGGGAAAAUAACUUGUAGCCAGUUAUAUUCAGGAAUAACUACUGUAAAUGAUGAACGUGUAAGAGACCUCCAAUAUUUGCUACUUGCCAAUCCUAAUUUAGUUACAAGAAUUGGUAGGCAAUCCUACUUAAUUUUGGCAAAAGCGCAUCAUCUAAAUGGCAGAAUAACUCAGAGCAUGUCUUUGAAGAUACUGGGCGACUACCACCACCUUAUGUCCCCACCCUACCCAACAAAAAUCAAGUAAAAAGAAUAUGGUGUUUUCUGCAAAUUUGUGGCAUGCUCAAAGUUUAUGAUCACAUAAAGUCAAGAGGAUACUUCAUGAAUAAUACAUUUUGAUGCAAAUAAACAGAUGGUUCACUUCUACUAGCGAUGAGCCUGUUUUUGUAUACACUGAGUUAAUCUACUCAGGCUGUAGGUCCCAGCAGUGUUCUAGAGUCUGGUCUUUCCCUUUCCUGCAGCUUUGGGCCAUUGAACCUUUCUGGUUUCCUAUUGGAGUGUCAGUCAGUUGAGCACCAGUUCUGGUGUUUCUGGCCAUUUGAUUCUACUUAGAGCAUAAUCGUUUUUAUACAAGCUGUUGGGAGGUUCCAAAGCCUACUUAGAUUUGUGUAGGUGAUGUAUCAAAUGAGCAAUAUACCGUUCAUCUGAAAAUAGUAGCACACAGCCAUAUAUAGGAUAUCAUUUUCUAAGGACUGUUUCUUCACAUUGAUCAGAGCAGGCAUAAAUGGUGGUUAUUAAGUCUGAGUCUUUCAUUUUUUUAUACCUGAUUUUCAACAUAACACGCGAUGUGGAUGUCAAGUAGUGUAAGAAUGGUGCUGCUCCUGACAAGUGUAUGGUAACUGUUUACAUUUUAUAUCUACAGAAUUAUUUCUCUAUAACUGAAUUUUUCCUAAGUAAAAUGUCUUUGAAGUCUCGUUAUUUCUGAAAUACAUUGUCCAUAAUAGACCCAGGCACCUUUUAUUAUCUCUGGAACAAGAGGGAUUUCAUGUAAUGAACUAGGGAAUGUAUUCUCACAUAAGCAGUAAGGUUCUAGGCAGAAAGCCCUUUGGAAUUCGUGACCAACAGGAGCAAGAACAGGUGUGGCUCAACAUGCAGCGUCUGAAAGUUUGCUUGGCAUUUUAUUCAUAUAUUUAGUGCAAAAUUCUUUUUGAGUGAGAUACUUUAGAUUGUUGUUAAUGUGCAAUAUUUAAGAUUUAAAUGCAUUAGCCUUUUUAUGUACUUUGAAAUGAUGUUUGCUUUUGAUGAUCUAGGGUCAUGAUUUCCAGUUUCCCAGGCUUUGUAUCAGUCUCUUUUUCUAAUACAACAUGGUGCAUUAGAUUAGGCAAAUCUAAUGCACCAUGUUGUAUUAGAAAAUUAAUUAAUUUGUAUUAGAAAAUGUAGCCAGUUAUAUCCUCUUGUAGACAGGAAAGAUUGGAUUCACAAUUUUAGCAGAAAUUUGAGAAUGUGUUUCUAUUAAUUUGACAAUUGGCUUUUCUGUAGAAUAGAUUAUGUCACUGUUGCACUUUCACAGCAGACAUGCUUUCAGAAGAGUCUCAUAUUUUAUGUUUGAUUUCUAAGAAGCCAUCUCUGUUGAUACAUAUUUUUGGUUAAGUAAGGAAAACCGUGUCUGAUUGUAUCAUUUGUUUUAAAUGCCAACUGCCGCUUGCCAACCAUCAGUUCAAUUCAAAGAAAACAAACUCAUAUUACUUAACGUAAACUAAGAUACUUAAUAAUUAUACCCUAAAUACAAAGUCUCUUUGUUAAAUGUUGUGUGCCCUAGGUUUUAAAUUACUACAUCUAAAUACAAUUUUCCUCUUAAAUUUGUGAAGCUAAGUAUGUAUUGGUUCUUUUUAUUUUGGGAUUCGUAAAGUAUCUUAAACAUUUUUUUUUCCAAGAGAAAUUAUAAAUAACAUUUCUAUCAGGUGGUACUUGUGUGAAGCCACCUUCUUUAAUUUUGGUUUUUCAAUUUUAUAUAUUUAAUAUACUCACUGUCUUACUUUCAGACAGUUAUUUUGACCAAGAUUUUUAUUAUUCAUCCUCACAGAUUGAGAAAGAGAUGCUGAUUCUUUACCUAUGUCUUCCUGGUUACUAUACUCUUAGCCUCUAAUAUUUACUGGCCAUUUGUAGUAAAAACCAUUGUGUCGUUGGGCUUAGUUAUACUUUAUGCAAAUAGAGCAUCUCAACUCUGUCCUACUGUUUGCUGAACAGUUUUCAGUGUGUCCUAUACCUUUGGCUGCACUUAUUGUUCUUGGUGUGCACUUUUCCAAGUUGGUAAAGGCACAAUGUGUUCAUACCAGACUUCUGAAGAGAAACACCAGCCUCUUAAACGAGAAGCCUACACACAACCCCCUUAACAAUCCAGAGAAGCUUGAUGGUAUGCAGAGAAGCACUCUUUUCUGCCAGCCUUGUCAUUGUUCUGUUCUAUGCUAAUCUUGCCAUGUUGUCUAAAAGAUGGAAGAGGACAUCAGUGUCUAAUAGUGAAAUCAGCAGCAGGAAAGUGAAGCUCUUUACUUGGUUACAGUUAAGACUUGGUUGACACUCUUGGCCAGUAUCUGCUACACAUAUGAAGACUUAACUAUUCACUGUUGCCUACGCACUAGCCUGCACAACAUUUUGAGGUUAAAACAUAGUAUGUUUUCAAAAAUACUGUUGUAGUUUGUGAGUGUUGUUCAUUAGUCACACAUUAGCUGUAGAGUGGAUGCAUGAAGCCCCAUGACACCAGUAAACUUCUCUUACCAGUUGAAAAACCAAACACCACCAUUCUGUCAUUAGCAGCCCUCUUAAAUGUUGCCUCUCCAUAUCCUGUUGCAUCUUUGUGUGCAUUGUGUUUCUACUGAUCUCUCUUAGGUUUUUCCAGAAUCAAAGGAAACUAAUUGUUCCUUAAUAGCGAGAAAGAUGAAGAGGUAAAGGGCAUUGAAGCAGAAAGGUAUAGUUUGGGGUACGAUUAGAAAACUUGUAAGGAAAACAAAAGUCCUAAUUAAUUUCAAACUGACUGCUCUUCAUUAAGUGCUCUUAAGGAGAGUCUAGUAAGAGUAACACUUUCUGGCCAUUUCUGGUUUAGAUUCUCUUCGUUACUGAAACUUUUGAGAAACAAUACCUGUGGAUUAAUUUUGCACAAUGUUCUAUUCUCAUAAUGACUUACAAAUUAAACUAGGUUUUUAUUAAACUACCUCACACUAAUUUUCUAUGCUUUCCCAAGUAAGCUGUUGCCCUGACUGUUAGAUCUUUACUGAGUGUGAAUUAUAAAUGUAUGUUAAAUACUUUUUAGCCAAUGUUGACACAAUACCAGUAAGUAUGUAAAGUAUAUACCUUACAUCAGUAAGAGACACAUGUAAAAUCUUUCAUUGUAUAUCUUGGAAAAUUGUGUUAGAUGUGCUUGUUGACAUUAUUACUGUUUUUGUAAGUAGAAACCUGCUCGUGAUAUCAGUCCAUUCUUUACAUUUUACAAAAGGAGUAAAUCUUAGUAAAUUUUACGAAGAAAUAAAUUACUUUUGUAGGCCCAAUAUUUGGUAUAUUUUUGAGAAGCCGUUGAAUCUUUUAGCUGAAUAAUGAAGUUAGACUGAAUUAGGUGUCUUCCUGGACUGUGACAUCUAUUUUCUCAUUACAGUUUAUCCUGGUCAACAGGGUGUCACACCUGGAAACCUGAGUAUGAUAACUGACAUUUGAUUUUCUCCCUCUGCGAUGUCAUUUCUCCUUCAUUCCUCUCCUUCCCGGUGUUCUGUUCCCUCUCCUCUAGACAAAACAAAAUGGGGCUCUUUGUAGGGAAUGCUGAGAUCAUUACUGUGGUUUUUCAUCAUUCAUGCCCUAGUCAUUAAACAUGCACCACUGGAAUGUAAACAAUGUUAUCUAGUAUGUCAAUUGGUUAUAAUAUUUUAAAUAAAAAAGAAAAAAGUGGUAUGAAA